Naegleria gruberi is the source of this 1822-nucleotide messenger RNA. RefSeq lists its product as uncharacterized. The transcript has a single exon. The record is from RefSeq and is a predicted model, not a curated record. The coding region runs from base 1 to 1794 and encodes 597 amino acids. Gene Ontology annotation, molecular function: protein serine/threonine kinase activity; ATP binding. Gene Ontology annotation, biological process: autophagy; peptidyl-serine phosphorylation. Gene Ontology annotation, cellular component: cytoplasm. Lineage: Eukaryota; Heterolobosea; Eutetramitea; Acrasida; Naegleriidae.
AUGGGUAAUAUUGGAGUGAGCACUAGCAAGUCUAGAAUGGCUUUUCAAGAACUUCCUGAAAUUCAACAAUUCAGACGUAAAUCUGUAAGAAAAGCUCCAAAUAAUAAUAGACUCUAUGAUGGAGAAAUUUACUAUAAUCCGAAUGCUACAACAAGUCAAACAACUUCUCCUAAUAACUCACAACCAUCUGCAAAAUUCCUCUCUGCCAAUUCUGCAAACUCUCCAACAUCACCAACUCCAAGUGGAGGUAGUAGUAGUAGCAGUGGUAAUUCGAAACGUCAUGGUUCCAUUAGUGGAGAUGUCACAGAAAAAAUUGGUUAUGAAGUAAUUAAAUUGGUUGGUAGAGGAACAUUUGGUGAAGUUUAUCACGUCAAACAAACAAAUACUGGUAAAGAUUUGGCAUUGAAGAUUUUGAUUAAACCUGAAAAGUUGAGAGAUUUGGAAAAGAUUCAAAACGAAAUUGAAAUUAUGAAAUCACUGAUCCAUCCCAAUAUUUUACGUUUACUUGAUACUUUUGAAAUGAAAGAUGAAAAGAAUACUGAUUGUAUUGUAAUUGUUUCAGAAUAUUGUGAGUUGGGAUCAAUUGCUGACUAUUUAGAAGCUGUUGUCAUGAAUGAAAAGGUUAACUUCCCUGUUUGGUCAAUUACUGGCUGGUUUGUUGAUAUGAUUGAAUCUAUCAAAUUCUGCUCUGCUCGUGGUGUGAUUCAUAGAGAUAUCAAACCUUCAAACAUGUUGAUUGAGGCUGUUGAUGGUAGAAUGGUUAUUAAAUUGGCUGAUUUUGGACUUUCAAAGGCUCUCAUGGCUAAACAAAUGGCUAGUACCAUGUGUGGUUCUCCACUCUAUGCUGCUCCUGAAAUUUACAAUAGAACUGGUUACACUAGUGCAGUAGAUGUCUACUCUUUGGGUGUGACAAUUUUAGAGUUGGCCUGUUCGUACUCUCACGAUGAAUUCAGUGAAAUUGUUGUUGAGGAACCUCAUAGAGUUAUGGAAUUGUUUAAUAGUGUAAAAUUACCAAGUAUGAAGGAGUUAAUCAUGAAGAUGAUUCACCCUGAUCCUAAAGUUAGAAUUGGUGUAAAUGAUUUGGCUGAACAUCCGCUCGUUAAGUCCUACAGAUUCCUUCUACAAUUGAGAGCCAUCAAGGGAGUCAAUAAUUCAUCUAGUUUGUAUGAAUUUUUGGAAAUACUCUUGGGUGAUAGCUCAAACACUAGAAUCUCAGAACCUGUCGGUGAGGCAACCUCUCCAAUGACACCUCUUGUUGUCACUAACGAACAUAGACAGAACAUUCUCUCCAGUAAUGAAUUGAACACAAAGGAAUUUUUCAGUGUCAUGAUGGAAACUGUAACAAUCCACAAUUCUCAUCCUAAAAUGGCCAUUUUGCAUGAAGCUAUUGUAGGAUUGACAGUUCUCAAACACCAACUAGGAAGUGCAAAUCAAGUAUUGGUCAACUUGCUCACUAGUGAUGAUGCCAAUCUCAAGUCUCUCUAUGCUUUAAAGUUUGGCUUGAGCAACAAUACUGAAGUAGUGGAGUUAGUAACUGAAAUAUAUACCAGGUUUAGUAAAUUAGGAGAUGCUCAAAGAACUCAAGUUCUUAAAGUUCUAGGUGAUGCAAGAAUGGAAGAUAAGGUUGGUGAUAAGGGUGAAGACAUUAAACAAUUCAUGAAGGAAUUAUUCAAGAGAGAUGUUGGCUUAAAGACAUGUGCUCAAGUUUUAAAUUCGAGGCGAAAGACUCAACUCGAAUCCAAAAUUCCAGAAAAUAUCAAUAAUGUUUCAGUAGAGGAAGCCACACAAGUCUAAUACAAAAUAAAUGUAAAUUAAAAUCCUA